Lachancea lanzarotensis is the source of this 903-nucleotide messenger RNA. Its product is annotated as LALA0S15e01662g1_1. NCBI's taxonomy places the organism in Eukaryota, Fungi, Ascomycota, Saccharomycetes, Saccharomycetales, Saccharomycetaceae. The transcript has a single exon. The coding region runs from base 1 to 903 and encodes 300 amino acids. The record is from RefSeq and is a predicted model, not a curated record.
AUGAAAGUGUUUGUCACAGGAGCAUCAGGCUUUGUUGGUGGGGCAGUGGUUCCAGAGUUGUUGAAGGCAGGUCAUAAAGUAGUGGCCUUGGCCCGUUCCGCUAAGGCUGAACAAAAAAUUAAGCAGCUGGACCCUCAUAUAGAAAUCGUCAAAGGCAGCCUCAAAGAUUUGGAUGUUCUCAAAAGAACAGCAGCUGCAUCUGAUGGUGUGGUACAUUUGGGUUUCAUCCAGGAUUUCAGCAGAUUCGAAGAGGUCUCUCUUAUUGAUCGAAAGGCAACCCUCGCAAUGUUGGAUGCCUUGAAAGGCACUAAUAAGCCCUACGUGCAAACCGCGGUGGCCUUGGUUUUCCCACCAGGGACUUUGGGCACUGAAACUUCCCCAAAACACGCUGUUGGGCCUGGUGCCAUACGCUCUGAAACCGAAGACAUUGUGUUGAGCCACGAAAACAAGGGUGUCCGUGCUACUUCCGUCAGACUCCCACCAAGUGUGCACGGUGGAGGGGAUCCCAACUUCAUCACAGCUUUAGUCAAGAUUGCCAGUGGCACUAAAAAGUCCUAUAUCAACGACGGAGCGAAUUUGUGGGCCGCAGUAUCACGGUUUGAUGCUGGCGUUGUGUUCAGAUUGGCGUUGGAAAAGGGUCACGCAGGUACGUCUUACCACGCUGUUGCUGAAGAAGGUGUGAAGACCAAAGACAUCGCCGGAGCUAUUGGCCAGCUCUUAAAAGUUCCUGUGGUAUCAGUAGAAGGCGAUAAAGCGGCUGAGCAUUUCAAGGGCCUCGCUGCCUUUUUUUCCGGUGGUGGGCCAGUGUCAAGUAAGAUAACUCAAGAACAACUUGGUUGGCAACCCAAGGAAAUCGGUCUGCUCGAUGAUAUCCGCGCCAACUAUGGGUUCGCGACUAAAUAG